AUGCUGUUAGCAAGCGUUGAUAAAUACAGUAGAUCGUUAUUAAAUGCCAUCAAUGACAUCAAUAUGUCAUUCAUAAAACAUUACAUGUUGGUUAUUUUGCAUUGUUGGCUGUUAAGCGUUUCUGCUUCUCAGAAUAUUUAUCUGACAACUUGGCAAUUUGGAUUGUUUAAUGAGAAAUUUUUUGUCUGUUCGGAAGAUUUUCAGACCAAAAGUACAGUUGCAGUUAAUAGUACAUUGGAGUGUGCCCUUCUGUGUGCUACUACUCAGUUCUCAAAAUGUUUAUCCUUCAAUUUUCUAGCAAGUCAAAACCAAUGUCAGAUUUUCCCAUAUUUAUCGAAGCAUUUCAACGCGAGGAGUGUUACUGAUAAGUCGUGUUUGUACUAUUACCAAAGUGAACUGUUAAUGUUGAAAUUUUUCUUCUCCUUGAAACAACAGGGCAAUCAGAGUUUACUUGCAAAUGUUUCUGUGAACUCGGCCCUCCAAAAGCCAACUUAUUCAAGUCCAUUAUACCUUCCAGGACCCACAUUUUCUAAUUAUUCAGUAGACGGCAUAAGAUCAGGUUUCUUUCCAUCUGUUGGAUGUUUCCAUUCGGCCCAAUCCCCACCGAGCUGGUUGGCUGUUGAUCUGCUGGAGACAUUCGUCGUAUAUUACGUCAUGCUGGUUAAUAGGGACGCCGUUGGAGAAAGACUAUCCAGAUACAUAGUUGGACUGAACAGGAGCCUGAGAUCCGUCGUGAAGAGAUGGGACUACGACCUCUGCGGACAAUAUCCCAAAGUAACAGUAUCCGCUUCCUGGUACAUAACUCUAUGCAACAGUUACUCGUACGCACAUAGGUAUGUUAUUGUACAGUCUGCUAAUGACACAGACCAAUAUUUGACUGUCUGUGAGUUGGAAGUUUAUGGUCAGUAA
Helobdella robusta is the source of this 909-nucleotide messenger RNA. RefSeq lists its product as hypothetical. The record is from RefSeq and is a predicted model, not a curated record. The coding region runs from base 1 to 909 and encodes 302 amino acids. Lineage: Eukaryota; Metazoa; Annelida; Clitellata; Rhynchobdellida; Glossiphoniidae. The transcript is spliced from 4 exons.